This is a messenger RNA of Haemonchus placei, 594 nucleotides long. The record is from the annotation of a GenBank genome assembly. NCBI's taxonomy places the organism in Eukaryota, Metazoa, Nematoda, Chromadorea, Rhabditida, Trichostrongylidae.
AUGGAGAGAGAAAGUCGACAUUCGAAAGAAGAAGAAGAAGAGCUGGACCGCAAGAUCGCUCAAAUACGGGAAAAGAACCAGAAGAUAGAGGAAAGGCAGAAGGAGAUCGACGCUGACCGAGCGAGCCAUACCGAUGGGCUACAGCGUAAACCUUCUAAGCCUUCGCCUCCAAGCAGUGGCGCCACAAAAACCCCUAAAGGCGAAUGGGAUCGUGAAUGGGAUCAUGGUAAGACCCCAGCGGAUACAUGGCGUGAAAAUGUGCCGUCCAUAGAAGCUCGUAAAAAACCGUCCGGUCGUGGAGGUCAUCAAUGGGGGCCGAAUCAGCGUGGCCAUCGAGGUGGCAAAGACCCCGCGAACAAGGGCAGUCGUCUGGAAGGAAGAGUCACAGUGCAUCCGGAACAGAACGCCGGUAAUCGACGAGGUCGAGGACGAGGCGGUGCUCGCAAUCAAGCGCGCCAUGUCACUAAAACUGAUGGGGAGCUCAAGAUAAGCGUCAAAGUAGGAGAUAGACGCUACACGGAGAAAUACGAGAUUAAGCAGUUGCUACGGGCACUCGUGAACAAAGUGGAGAAAGCAGAAAGGAAGGAACGGCAG